AUGGCCACUCUCACCGUGACGGUCGAUGCAGAGGAGUCGUCCGUCGUUGCCCCUGAGGUGACCUCUACUGUCAUGGCCUCUGAGGAGUCGUCUUCCCUCAUUCCUCCCUCUGUGACCUCCACAGCCAUCGUCUCUGAUGGUGCUUCGUCUGCCAUCUCAUCUGACAUGACCACCGAGGUGGCCUCCUCGUCUGUUUCCAGCAACUUUAGCACCUCCACCACCGAGACCACCGUCACAGUCACUCCCACGGUAUCUCUGACCACGACUGUCACGGUGGAAGCCCCUACGGGUGUCGCCACCAUCAUGGCCACCACCACGGUCGUCGGUGGCACCACGACUGUCCGUGUCACUCGCGAUCACACUGUCUUCACUACACUCAUCCCGGUCCAACCUGAGGUUCCUCAGACUUCCUUGAGGAAUUGGACUAAGGUAUUCCAAAACUCACGUGUUCGGCCCUCUUGGCGUCGCACGAGCUUUCCUGCCACACUUUCGGGAGAAGAAAGGCUGGGGAACUUUGUCUUCAUGGGGAUCGAUUGCGGGCCUGGGGAGGGGCUGCCAGCAGUUGGGGGCCUACUGCAGCUCCAAAGCGGCUCUGCGAGGACGCUCCUUGUCGAGCCCGGAUACUUCCGAACAGAGUUUCUCAAUGAGAAGAAGGCAGUCUACAUUGACACCAAGAUCGAUGAGUACAAGCCUCUCGUCGACAACCUGUACCCACAGGUGAAGGGAAUCCAUCAACAGCAGCCCGGCGAUCCUGCCAAGGGUGUGGCGCGCAUUCUCGACGUGGUCAAAGUCCAUGCGGCCGGUGAAGAUUUCCCCGUCAGCUUGGCUUUGGGCGACGAUGCUCUUGACACAAUCCGGAAGAAGUGCACCGACACGUUGGAGUUGCUGGACAAGUGGGCAGAAAAGUCUUCGAACACGUCAUUCUAA
Verticillium alfalfae VaMs.102 is the source of this 927-nucleotide messenger RNA. Its product is annotated as short-chain dehydrogenase/reductase SDR. The transcript is spliced from 3 exons. The record is from RefSeq and is a predicted model, not a curated record. Bases 1 to 927 code for a protein of 308 amino acids. Lineage: Eukaryota; Fungi; Ascomycota; Sordariomycetes; Glomerellales; Plectosphaerellaceae.